Messenger RNA from Diplodia corticola, 780 nucleotides. RefSeq lists its product as uncharacterized. The coding region runs from base 1 to 780 and encodes 259 amino acids. Lineage: Eukaryota; Fungi; Ascomycota; Dothideomycetes; Botryosphaeriales; Botryosphaeriaceae. The record is from RefSeq and is a predicted model, not a curated record. The transcript has a single exon.
AUGGUCCGGAACAUUUCCAAGUCGGAGCAGGUCCAUCAGCCUCGCCGCGGCCACCAACAGGAUUUCCGUGCUUCGAGCCAGAACGAGUAUUUCCCCUACAUGUCCGGGUAUUACGUUCCUCAGUAUGGCUAUUCCUAUUACUACUGCCCGCAGCACCGGCAUUUUGCAACCGAAGGUAAUGACCACCGUCCGAGGGUGCACACAGUCCAAAACGAUGGAUGCAGCGGAAAGGGACAUUACGGAUCUCACUCCAUCACCCCUCCUUCGAGUCCCGCCGCCACCACUCCGCAAGGAAAGAGUCGCCACUCGCACUUGACCGAGGAUGAGCAACAAGAAUACAGUAGCCUGACCGACAAGCUGACGUGCCUGGCUAAUCGUAUCUACUUACGCGAGGAAGUCGUUCUUCCUUGCCUUAAGAGUGAGGCCUCUAAGCUCGGCGACAUGCUCGAUAUGGGCAGCAACUCGGAGAAGAACGCACUUGUAGUGGCAAUUCUUUGCCUCGGGGGCGCUGUUGAAGUUAUGGAGGACGAGCUGGACUUCGACAUUGAGCAGCUUCAUGACCUUACCAAUCCUAGUGAAGCUAGGGAGGGGCGCAGCCACGGGGCCGAGAAGUAUUCAGUUCUCGAGAUGCUUCAGGAGGAACUUUUUCCCGCAUUUGAUUACCAGACCUAUGCGACUCACAAGACUGGUAAAUCCUCUAAGAAGGCACCCAAGAUUGAUCCUCGGCCCAAAUCGAAGACCCCCAAGACUCGCAACACUCACUCUCACAAGGAAAUUUAA